This is a messenger RNA of Thermothelomyces thermophilus ATCC 42464, 714 nucleotides long. RefSeq lists its product as uncharacterized. The coding region runs from base 166 to 681 and encodes 171 amino acids. Gene Ontology annotation, cellular component: NatC complex. The transcript has 2 exons. Lineage: Eukaryota; Fungi; Ascomycota; Sordariomycetes; Sordariales; Chaetomiaceae. The record is from RefSeq and is a predicted model, not a curated record.
CAGGAUUCAAGCCACUACCAGGAGUGUGACUGACUUGAAGUGCGCGAUACCAUGGCAAGUGGAUUGAAUUUUUCCAUACACUGAUCAAGUGAUGAGGGUUCAAUACUGGUACAUACAAAGCAUAAACCUGAUCAUCUCUCCUCAUCGGACCAUCCACCCCUCAAAAUGAGCACCUCCGACUCCCCUCCAUCACCGUCGCGGUUCUCGGAGCAACAAAAAGAAGAAGCCGCGAGCUUCCUCCGCUCGCUCCUUAACAAGAACUUCCGCGUCACCACGACCGAUUCCCGCAUGUUCUGGGGCACCUUCAAAUGCACCGACCCUGAGAGCAACAUCAUCCUCCAGCACACCUACGAAUACCGCUACCCGUCAGCCCGGCAGGUCUCGGAUGCCGCCGCCGCGGCCGCGGCAUCGGCGGCGGGCUCGGGCGACGAAGGCGGCGGCGGCCAGGGGAAGGACAAGGCCAAGGUGAAGCUGGACAUGACGUCGCGGUACCUGGGCUUGGUGGUGAUUCCCGGCAAGUACAUCACGCGGAUCGAGGCUGAGGAAUUUGUCAGCCAGAUGCCCGCGCGCAAGGUCAAGGUCCUGGGGAUCGGCGAGCAGCAGUUCGGACGGGGGACGUCGUCAUCGUCACCAGGCGAGGGGGAGGGCGAGGUCCAAAGCGGUGCGGCGGGCGUGGUGUGAUUUCGCUGUUGUCGGUCGCUGGAGAUGAUGGAU